Cuscuta campestris is the source of this 2000-nucleotide messenger RNA. The record is from the annotation of a GenBank genome assembly. Lineage: Eukaryota; Viridiplantae; Streptophyta; Magnoliopsida; Solanales; Convolvulaceae.
AUAUUUAUAAAAUAUAUAUAUUUGGAUAUUUUAAUUAUAUGAUAAUUAUGUUUGUCAAAUAUCAUUUUACUUUAAAUAUUUAUGUAUAUAUGCUGGUGGAAUGAGGGGCCUUAGCAACAAACUCAAAGGACUUAAAACAAUGUUGAGAGAAUGCAACACCAAUACCUUUGGAAACAUCUUCAGGAGGUAAGGCUGGCAGAAGAAGCAGCAAUUACUGCAGAACUAGCUUUUGAUGAAAACCCUACUGAAUGCACACUAGAGGUCUGGUCUAAAUCCAAAGCUAAACUCCUCUUGGCCACUAACAAAGAGGUGGAAUACUGGAGAGAGAAGGCAAACAUCCAUUGGAUGGAUAAAGGAGACUCUAACUCCAAAUUUUUCCACUCAUAUGUUAAAGGUAGAAACUCCAAGCUUACUAUCAAACAUAUCAAAGCAAAAGAUGGUAGAGUCCUCUCCCUCCAGCAAGACAUCCAGCGUGAGGCAAUUCAACACUUCACUGAAACAUUCUCGAAGUCCUCCAUUGAAGGGUUACAAAAUAUCCUGCAAUUCAUUCUCUCAGUUAUCACAGAGGAAGAUAACCAUGCCCUCUCUUGCCUCCCAAUUAUUGAGGAAGUCAGGAAUUCCAUUUGGGACCUUGAUCCGCAUAGCACUAGUGGACCAGAUGGAUACACGGGGGAAAUCUUCAAUAAAACUUGGGGAAUUUUAGGGUCUGACAUUCUAAAGGUUGCACAAGAAUUUUCGCUAGGCAUCCCUACCCCUAAAGCUUAUGAUGCCACACUCAUUACACUGAUCCCCAAAUCCAACACACCCAAGUCCUUCAAUGACUUCCGCCCUAUUUCCCUCUUCACCUUUGUGAGUAAAAUUCACAGUAAACAUCUUGCAAAUAGGCUAAAGGGUAUGUUACACAAACUUAUAUCCCCCCAUGUGGUUAACCUCCUUUUGGCAAACUUGAAAGCCACCUCCUUUUCCAUUCUCAUUAAUGGGCAUCCUGUAGGGUUCUUCCCCAUGGAGAGGGGUAUCAAGCAAGGAGAACCCCUCUCCCCCAUUCUAUACAUCCUAGCUAUGGAAGGAUUCACAAGAACUAUUAACCACUACAUAAGUAUUUCUUUUCUUUGCCCUUUUAAUGAAGGUAAGGAAAACUCAAGAAAGAACACUGCAGCCAGCUACUUGCCCAUUUUGAUAGUUUCUUCAACUCCUGGUAUAACAAGGUCCUCAAUCCUAUGGGGAGACUUGUUGGACAAUGUGCUAUCAUUCAAAGGAGUUGCACUCAAAGCUUCAUCGUCAAAAUAUGUCGAGACAAGCGGCUCUGGAGAAAGUGACAUUCUCGAGUUAUUUAAUCACUUCUUGCAAAAUGAGCUUGAGCAAUUGAAUGAGAGUACAAAGCCUACUUGCUAUGGAUGUGGAGAGCGUGGACAUAUCAAGGGUCAUUGCCCUAAACGAAAAUUCAAGAAGUCCAAAUGCCGAAAGCAAUCCAACUCUAGCUCCUCUUCCUCAUCCGAUGAUGAAGUAGCCAUUUGUCUUAUGGCUCAAAGUGAAUCCGAAGAGGGGGGUCCCGACCAGAAGGUAGAGGGGUUCCGGGCUAAUGGUAGGGGGUACCUUCUCAAGCUGAGUCACGGUACCCCAGAUGGUAACCCUUAUGCAGUUACCGAUUCAGUGAUGGAUUCACUUUUGAUCAAAUUCAUGAUCUCGUUCUUGGCAAGGACGUCAGUAGAAAGAGUUCUGGGGAAUCAUCUGGUGAAUUGUUACAUGACUGUAGAGGAGUGCAAGGAGGUGGGGCAUUUUAGGAAUCAAUGCGUGGAUGAUAAGCAAGUGAACAUUGCUGAAGGCUCCGUGAGUGAUGAGGAGGUCCUUUUGACUUGUUGUGUGGAUAACAAUGUGGAUCCUUGGGUCAUGGAUUCUGGUGCAUCAUUUCAUUCCACCCACAGUGGUGAAGCAUUAUAGAAUCUAGUUAUUAGGGACUUUAGAAAGGUACAACUAGCGGACAAUAGAGCUCUUGAUGUUAU